Molecule: messenger RNA, 1234 nt
Organism: Ipomoea triloba (trilobed morning glory)
Lineage: Eukaryota; Viridiplantae; Streptophyta; Magnoliopsida; Solanales; Convolvulaceae
Product: cytokinin riboside 5'-monophosphate phosphoribohydrolase LOG1-like
Exons: 7
Coding region: 247-930 (227 amino acids)
Biological process (GO): cytokinin biosynthetic process
Cellular component (GO): nucleus; cytosol
Molecular function (GO): hydrolase activity, hydrolyzing N-glycosyl compounds
Source: RefSeq, a predicted model, not a curated record
UCCCUCCCUCCCUCCUCUACCUAGUAAUAACACUCCCUCUUUAUCAAUUAAAUUCUUUCUUGCCAUACAAAUUUCAGAGAAGUGCAGAAAAAACUUGCUGACCCACCUCUAAACUCAUCCACACCUAUUACCAAUCCAUCUCUCUCUCCCUCUAUCUCUCUCCAUCUCUCUGUUUCUCUCCUUGGGUUACUACCAAAAACCACCAAGAACAAAGGGUACUACCCAAAAUUGCUUUUUUUCCCAGCUAUGGACAAUACCCACCAGUUCCAAUCCCCAUCUCCCCCUUCUCAGCCAUCAAGAUUCAAGAGGGUCUGUGUUUUCUGUGGCAGCAGCCCUGGCAAGAACCCUAGUUACCAGCUUGCAGCUAUCCAGCUUGCAAACCAACUGGUUGAAAGGAACAUAGACCUGGUUUAUGGAGGUGGGAGCAUAGGCUUGAUGGGUCUAGUUUCCCAAGCUGUUUAUAAUGGUGGAAGACAUGUUUUAGGGGUGAUUCCUAAAACUCUGAUGCCAAGAGAGAUCACUGGAGAGACAGUGGGGGAAGUGAGAGCUGUGUCUGGUAUGCACCAAAGGAAGGCAGAAAUGGCCAAGCAAUCUGAUGCUUUCAUAGCUUUGCCAGGUGGGUAUGGAACUUUAGAGGAGCUCCUGGAGGUCAUAACUUGGGCUCAGUUAGGCAUUCAUGACAAACCGGUUGGUCUGCUGAAUGUAGAUGGAUACUACAACUCACUUCUGUGUUUCAUAGACAAAGCUGUCAAUGAAGGAUUCAUCACACCGUCUGCCCGCCACAUCGUCGUAUCUGCCCCGACUGCCCAAGAACUCAUGUCCAAGCUUGAGGAUUAUGUCCCAAAACACAAUGGGGUUGCCCCAAAGUUAAGCUGGGAGAUGGAGCAACAGCUGGGCUACACAACGACCAAGUCAGAAAUCGCCCGUUGAGAUCUGGGAAACUUUGUACAGGGAAAACACAUGUUCCACAAUUCUUGGAAGGCAGAUAAUUUCUAUCACACAGGCAAAGUUUAGAUGCAAAGUUCAAUGGAAUUGUAGUUCCACAGUUCUUUUAGCUUCCUGUGGAUUUUUUCUUCUUUUUUUUUUUCGGUUUUUACCAUUGGGUGAGCAAGUAAUUUAUCAGUCAGUUUGUAACUGUUUGAUUCACUUUGUCAAGUAGUGCUAACCAAACCUGAGUAAUCAGCAAUAGUUUGUUUGUCAAAGGAAUGUUUAAUGAUUGGAUUUUUGUGUACCA